CCAGCAAGCUGUCAAAAAAUCUAAACUCUUCCGUUUUCGUUUUAGCUAAAUGGAAAGAUCUGUAUAUUUAUUGUAAUGUUAUUUCAAUAAAUAUACAGUCGUAUGUAGUGUACACCAUAUAUAAGUAUCUAAUUUUAGAUUGAUUUCCGCGUUAGUUCGGAAUUCGUAGGUGAAGAUGGAGAAAUUCGAAGGGUACAUUUUCACUGCUCUCUGCAGCACCAACUUUUUGGUUUCAUGUCUCCUGUUCUCCAAAAUAACUCGGGAGCAAAGGGAGCCCUACAUGGACGAAAUAUUUCACGUCCGACAAGCUCAGAAAUACUGCUACGGGAAAUUCAACGAGGUAUCGUUUUGCUAUGUCAUUGUCAUUUCCUUGAUUUUGUUACAUUGUUGCUUGUCGGAUUAACGCUUGUCCUUGGAAUAAUGUGACAGAUUGCUAGCUAGACCUUUUAACCCUUAACUAAGCCAUCUGUGACGAUGAACACAGACAGAUCAGACUCUCGCUAGUCAUUAUAGUGGAUAAUAUGCCUGAAUCCUGAAAAGCAUUGUACUUCUGCAGUGGUAUAUAGCCCUAUAUGUAUCAACCAUUUGGCAUCUGUCUCUAGCUUGAAUAACAAUAACCCUUUUAAGUUCAAUGCUGUAGUAGAGGCUCUUUAAUGGGAUAUUUUUCCUUUCUCUUUGUUGUUCCAGUGGGACCCAAUGAUCACCACGCUUCCUGGCCUGUACCUGGCGUCAGUAGGUGUGAUCAAGCCAGUAGUGUGGCUAGUGGACCUCUCAGGGAAGGUAGUGUGUUCUACAGCGAUGCUGCGCUUCAUCAACCUCCUCUUCAACUGUGGCAUCCUCUACCUGCUCUAUCUUAUCAUCUGCAAGCUCCACCUUAAAGAGAAGGUAAUAAUGUUAUUUAAUGUUAUUACAUUUAAAACAUCCCCAAGGGUGGCCAGCUCCUGUUCUGGAAAGCUGCAGUGUGUGCACUGUGCAGGCUUUUGCUCCAGUCCAACUUUUACUCACCUACCUCAAAUAAUGUUGCUAUAAAUGAAAAGACCUUGAAAAAAUGAUUGAAUGCCUUUAAAGCUUCAAUUGCAUUCCUUUUGUUAGUCAUAACAACCAUGGUUUCUCUUUCAGACUAAGACUGCCUCCCGCAGAGUUCUCUCAGCCCUGUCCCUGUCCACCUUCCCUGUGCUCUACUUCUUCAACUUCCUCUACUACACAGAUGCCGGAUCUACUUUCUUCAUCCUCUUCACGUACCUCAUGACCCUGUACGGCUGUCACAAAGCCUCGGCACUCCUCGGCGUCUUCGCCAUAUUCUUCCGCCAGACCAACAUAAUCUGGGUGGUGUUCUGCGCCGGCACGGUGGUGGCCAACAAGAUGGACGAAACCUGGAGGACGGAACAGUCGAAGAAGAAGGACGACAAGUCGCCCUGUCAGAUACCUUUCUCCGUAAGCGGGGUGAAGAGAGUGAUGCGUUUCCUGUUGGAAUUUCUGACCACAGCCAAUCACAUGAAGGCUGUGAUGCUAGUGGUGUGGCCGUACAUUCUUGUUGCCGUGGGUUUUAUCGUGUUCAUCGUGUUGAAUGAUGGGAUCGUAGUCGGGGACAGAACCAGUCACGAGGCCUGUCUCAACUUCCCUCAGCUCUUCUACUUCUUCUCCUUUGCCCUCUUCUUCUCCAUCCCCACGUCGCUGUGCUACCACCGAGCUCUCCGCUUCCUCCAGACCCUCAAGAAGCAGCCACUGCUCUACUUACUGGUUACAGGACUCUGCCUGCUCCUAGUGUGGAAGUUCACCUUCGUCCACAAGUACCUCCUGGCCGACAACAGACACUUCCCCUUCUACGUGUGGAAGAGGAUUUUCCAGAAGCACGAGGCGGUGCGUUUUGCCCUCAUCCCGGCAUACGUGUUUGCAGCGUGGAACUUCAUGGACACUCUGAAGUCCCGGUCUCUGUUCUGGAGCCUGGCGUUCCUGGUGUGUCUGCUGGCGGCCACAGUGCCUCAGAAGCUGCUAGAGUUCAGGUACUUUAUUGUUCCGUACCUGCUCUACCGCCUCCACAUGCCCCUGCCCACCCUCACCAGGCUGGUGCUGGAGUUCCUGCUAUAUACAGCCGUCAACGCAGCCACGCUCUACAUCUUCGUCAACAAGACUUUUCAAUGGCCAAAUAGUCCGGCUGUACAGAGGUUUAUGUGGUAGCCUGACCUGAACAGAAGGAACCCAGUCAUUUGGAAAAACCUAUAGGUUAUACUUUUUCUAUUUAAAAUGAGUAGGGCCAGGAGUUUUUCC
Molecule: messenger RNA, 2268 nt
Organism: Coregonus sp. 'balchen'
Lineage: Eukaryota; Metazoa; Chordata; Actinopteri; Salmoniformes; Salmonidae
Source: the annotation of a GenBank genome assembly